AUGGGAGCAUGUGCAUUAUCCACAGCAAAGCUGCUCUACCUGGACAUCUAGAAGGUUAGCAAGCAGCUGGCCACCAGCAUCAAGGAGGCCACCCAUUGCCGCAAUGAGUUCUUUACAACCUACAUCUUCCUGUCAUCUGCCCACCUGUACCACCAGGUGGAGAUGCAGACCAAAACAUGUAUCACAGACUUCGGGGGCACAGCCAUUGAACCACUGGACCAGGAGGUGGUGGCAGAUCCUGGUGCUGAGCUACUAGGUAAGGCCACCAUCUUUAUCAUGGGCAGAGGCUGCCUGGUCCUGGACUACUGCAGUCACCAGACACAGCAGCACAAGGAAUAGGAGCAGCAGGUACCUUAGGUUCUCUUGGAUGAGGUAGGACACCUGGUGCUGGUACUGGAGACACUGAAGGUUCAGACACUACCAAUGCUGUUUGCCCUGGAAGAGUUGUGAGCUAAGCUGAAGGAGUUGCACACCCAGGUCUGAAAUGUGUACUUCAGUCUCAAAUGCCAGGCAGCAUCUUCAUCCAAGAAAUAG
Molecule: messenger RNA, 534 nt
Organism: Cricetulus griseus (Chinese hamster)
Lineage: Eukaryota; Metazoa; Chordata; Mammalia; Rodentia; Cricetidae
Source: RefSeq, a predicted model, not a curated record